Molecule: messenger RNA, 2288 nt
Organism: Mercenaria mercenaria
Lineage: Eukaryota; Metazoa; Mollusca; Bivalvia; Venerida; Veneridae
Exons: 1
Coding region: 460-1656 (398 amino acids)
Source: RefSeq, a predicted model, not a curated record
CAAGCCAAGUGCAAUAGACUUGAAAGGAUUAUGGAUUGAUAUGAGGUAGUUUUGCGCAAUACUGAAUCAUACAGUAUGGAUAACACCGUUGCAUUUGGUUACUGAGCGUCACAGAGUUCAAUUUUGUGGUCCACAUGGAUAUAUUUCUCGCUUGUAUAUAGAGAUCUAUAACAAACAACACGUCGCAGAGUCGAAGUAAAUGUAGACGGGUGCAGACUUCUUAAAUGUGCUAAAGUGAAAAACUUUUGAUAAAGCUUUUAACGUUGUAUUAAUAAUUCGUUAUUUUGGACUAUAUAUAUAAAAUAAUUUGUGAUUGAAAACAAAUUGGCAUAUUUUAGUGAAAAACAUUAUUAAUGAGAAACUGGUUUGUUGGACAUACAAAAAAAAAAACACACACACAAAAGAAGGAGAAAACAUUUUUACAUUAAUUUAUCUAUAUACAACUUGGAAUUACAAGUCAUGGCACUAGCAUCUCGGAAGCAAUCGUGGGUCACGGUAAAUAUGAGGCUUCCACCAAUUUCGGAAGUACCUGCAAAAUCACCAACUUCGUCAUCGUCUUCACCGAGGUCAUCAUCGACUUCUAAGACGCGAGAUACUGGAAAUCCUUUCAGGAGGAGCUCGCGACGUUCAUCCGUAUCGUCAACUUCGUCGUCGUUGUCCGAUCAAUCCGUGACGUCACAAAACUCGUCAGUUUCGCCGAAGGCACAUCGUACAUCUGUCGGUCAGAAUAAGAGAUCUUAUUCAAUAAACUUAACAAAAUCAGAAGAAAUUAUAAAACAACUGGAGCAGCGGAGAAGAAGUUCGAUACUUAAUGUAAUGCCAGACGGCAGAAAGGCCUCUUUUCGUACUGUCGGAGCACGGGUUACCACCCUUCUAAAGGCUAAAAACGCUUUUGCUAUGCUAAGAAAAAGGCGGGCACAGAUUGAGGACGAUACUGUCGAAGAUGACAAAGAAUUUGAGAUUGAUCAAUUGCCUGCAAAACCGAGAUUCGCUUCUACGUUAUCAGCCGAGGCUCAGUAUGCUAUGAUGAAAGGUUACGAAGAUGUUGUGUACAGUAACUUAUGCCGACAGUAUCCCGAAUACCGACCGAUGCUCCGACGAAACCAAACACCGCUAUCAGGAGUCACAGUAAAGUCAGUAAUGAAACAUUGUGGCAAUAUCUUCGAAAAAACAAAAGCGAAUGAACAAAUUGUAAAAUCAAAUGAUGGUGCAGACGACGUGGCUAUUGACACGGUAGAUUCACGGGACGAUAGUGAACCAGUAUCGGCAUCCACGCCAAAGGAAGAUGUUUCAGUUACGUCAUCACGACAAACAUUGAACACUUCACCCGUUCCUACGUUGAACUCAACUGACCAAUCACUAUGCGAGACACAAAACAUCUCGCCUCUUUCGAGAAGAACAUUUAACACGGAAUUUGCAAGCACAAAAGCAAAAACUAAACCAGAAGUGCAAAGUAAGGAAAAACAGCUUGUGAUGACUUACAGGUACCAGCGUGCAAUGGAUAUAUUAGACAGUAUACGCGAAAAUCAAGGGAUACAGCCACUGUCGCCGCGACGGAAAGAGAGCCGCCAUAUUGAACCUUUGAAAGAUUACAACUCAUGGUCACAUGUGUGGACCCAUGAAUUUGAGCCAAAAAGAGCGCUGACAAAUAUAUAACUAUUGAAAUAUUAAAAACAAUUUGUAGGGUUUACGGAUCAUACUGAUACAGCAAGUUAUGUAUAUAUGUAUAUAUAACAAACACAUAAAUUAACAAUAUUGUUUACACUGUAUAUUUCAAAAUAUGGACAUAUAAUCAUUUAUAUUUGGCAUGCUGUGUAUUUAUGAAUUAACCGGUUAGAUUUGUGUUUAUUCUUCAUUAUAUCAAUUUACCUGUAAGUUAGAAUAUUUAUUGGAUUUUGUCAUGAAGUUCCAAGUUUACAGUACUUGCUCUCAAAGUAUACACUCAUUUACCAUAGAUGCACUGUGAUUAUAUGCUAUAUGCUUGUGGUAGUACUCUCGUACUGACACUCGGCUAUUUUCGUGCGAUUACGUAUUCUUCGUGUGCAAUUUCGGAAUCCUUCGGCCAUAACAGGAUACUGAUAUUUCCUUACAACCGAUGAAUGCCGAAAUAGAACGGAAAAUGCCGAGUGCCUUUACAGAUCAGCUAACUAAAAGUAAAUGUACAAAUAAUGUUAUGUAAUUAUAAUUUAUAUUGUCUAUUCUCUUUAUUCAUUUGUUAACGCCUUUUGUUAAAUAACGUGCCUGCAGUAUAUUAUUUCUUAAUUAAAGCUUCUCGUAAAUUAUAAGAA